UAGUCGGUGUUUUUGUUUUCACUUUGGGACCCAUGUUUUCGCGAAAAUAUCCGCUUCAAAGGGAGAUUACUAUUGUCAAAAUGGGCGACAAAGUGGAUGUGACAGUUGUUGGAUCAUGUAAUACCGAUCUUAUUAGCUAUGUUCCAAGGUUUCCAGUGCCAGGUGAAACACUACAAGGAACUAAGUUUUCCAUGGGUUUUGGUGGUAAGGGAGCUAACCAGUGUGUGAUGACGGCCAAACUUGGUGCUAAAUCUGCAAUGAUAUCAAAGGUUGGUAAAGACACUUUUGGAGAUGGUCAUAUUAAAAAUUUCAAAGAUGUUGGCAUUUGUACAGAUUAUGUUUACACAACAACUGAGGCAUCAACAGGGGCGGCACCAAUAUGCGUCAAUGAAAGUGGUCAGAACUCUAUUGUGAUUAUACCUGGAGCUAACUUGUUGCUUGAUGAACAUGACCUUGUCAGUGCUGGAAAGGUCGUUACAGGGUCAAAGGUCAUGUUGUGUCAACUGGAAAUCAAUCCAAAAAUAACUUUAGAAGCAUUAAAAAUGGGAAGAAAACAUGGUGUUCAGACAAUACUGAAUCCUGCACCAGCUAUUCCUUUAGACAAAGAGUUCUACAGUUACACAGACGUUUUAUGUCCUAAUGAAUCUGAGGCAGAAUUAUUACUAGGAAUUCCAGUAAAAACAGUUGAUGAUGCCAAAUUAGCAGCCAGGAAGUUACAUGAUGUUGGAUGUAGAGACGUUAUUGUUACCCUCGGUGAAAUGGGUUGUGUUGUGAUGGAGGGCAAUACCAGCAAUGUUGUUCAUUUACCUGCACCGAAAGUAGAGGCUCUAGACACUACAGGAGCAGGUGAUUCAUUUAUAGGAAGUCUAGCAUAUUUCUUAGCUACCCGACCAGAGCUUGGCCUUGUGGAAUCUGCAAGACGGGCUAUACAGAUAGCAUCAGUAAGUGUUCAGCAUGCCGGGACUCAGACCAGUUAUCCUACAAAAAGCCAGUUACCAGCCGAAUUGUUUUCAUAAAAGAAGAACCAGUAUUUUUUAAUUAGUUGAGAAAUUUUGCAUGUUUUAAAGGGAUAGAGACUGUAACACUGUGAAUAAAUGAUAAUGUAAUAUGGUUGUAGUAAAAAGUUAAAGACUAGUCAGUGAAUACCUCAAUAUUCAAACUUCAUAGGAGGAUUGCUAUUUGAAGGAAUUAAUAAUUUAUAUAAUUCUCAUGUCUUACAAAUGAUUCAUCCUUAGUAAAAAUAAACAAAAAACAAAAAAAA
Molecule: messenger RNA, 1261 nt
Organism: Ruditapes philippinarum (Manila clam)
Lineage: Eukaryota; Metazoa; Mollusca; Bivalvia; Venerida; Veneridae
Product: ribokinase-like
Exons: 8
Coding region: 33-1016 (327 amino acids)
Biological process (GO): D-ribose metabolic process
Molecular function (GO): ribokinase activity
Source: RefSeq, a predicted model, not a curated record